Messenger RNA from Aegilops tauschii subsp. strangulata, 534 nucleotides. RefSeq lists its product as uncharacterized. The record is from RefSeq and is a predicted model, not a curated record. NCBI's taxonomy places the organism in Eukaryota, Viridiplantae, Streptophyta, Magnoliopsida, Poales, Poaceae.
AUGCGUGGCGCCGCCAAGUGGAUGGCCAUCGACGCCACCUUCAUCUGGUGGUUCUUCCUCGCCGUCUCCAAGGAAACCUUACACAUCAUUGUGCAUGAUGAUGAUGCCUUGAUAGUGUCUACAAAGAUCACCGGCCUUUUCACUAACAACCAGCUGCAACUGAUCGUCUUCCUUCAGCAAGAGUUUGUUGGUCUUCACCAAAAUGAUUCUUCCAUCGACGAUUAUUGCAUGCGCCUCAAAAACCUCAUGGACAAUAUGCACGACAUAGGGUUUCCGCUCUCAGAUGAGGUCCUCCUCUCCAGAAUCAAGACCGACCUCAACAAGGACAUUGGCAAUGCGACAUCCAACCUCGGCCUUCUCACCAUCCCAACCUACCACAAGGCGGUGGACUACCUUAGUGUUGAAGAAUGUCAGAUAAAAAACUCUCGGGCACACACCAACCACACCUCUCAAAACCAUGCAUCAUCGUUUUUCUUCAUCAUCUCGGCUUCUGCUCCACUCGACUGCCCCGUUGUUCUUCUACCGCCAGGGUAA